Messenger RNA from Notechis scutatus (mainland tiger snake), 1689 nucleotides. The record is from RefSeq and is a predicted model, not a curated record. NCBI's taxonomy places the organism in Eukaryota, Metazoa, Chordata, Lepidosauria, Squamata, Elapidae.
AUGAAUGACAACAUCCUGGACCCGGCAUCCCAGGCCAACCUGGGGGUCGUCUCGGCCACCUGCGUCUCCAAGGUGGAGCUCCGCGUCUGCUGCAAGCACCUCCUUGACCGGGACACCCUCAACAAGUCGGACCCCUGCGUCGUCCUCCUCAUGCAGUCCCAAGGACAGUGGGUCGAGGUGGACAGAUCCGAGGUCAUCCGAAGCAACCUGAACCCCGUUUUCGCCAAGGUCUUCAUGGUGGACUAUUACUUCGAGGAGGUGCAGAAGCUGCGCUUCGAAGUCUACGACAUCCACGGACACAGCGGCCUGGGCACCCACGAUGACGACUUCCUGGGAGGCAUGGAGUGCACGGUGGGGCAGAUCGUGGCUCAGAAGCGGGUGAGCAAGCCACUCUUCCUCAAGUAUGGGAAAUCUGCCGGCAAGUCCACCAUGACAGUGACCUCGGAAGAGAUUUCUGGAGACAACGGCUUUGUGGAGUUGUUCUUUCGGGCAAAGAAGCUGGAUGACAAGGAUCUUUUCAGUAAAUCCGAUCCCUUUCUGGAGAUCUAUCGGAUCAAUGAUGAUGGAAGUGAGCAGCUGGUACACCGGACGGAGUUUGUCAAGAACAACCUGAGCCCCAUCUGGGAGCCCUUCAAGGUCUCCCUGAAUUCCCUCUGCAGCUGUGAAGAGAAGCGGAAGCUGAGGUGUGUCGUCUUCGACUACGACUCCCGAGGGAAGCACGACUUCAUCGGAGAGUUCUACACCACCUUCGAGGAGAUGCAGAAAGCCACAGGCGGCAACAAGAUCCAGUGGGACUGCAUGAAUCCCAAGUACAAACUGAAGAAGCGGAACUACCGGAAUUCAGGCGUGGUCAUUCUGCUGGACCUGAAGAUCCACAGGGUUUACUCCUUCCUGGAUUACAUCAUGGGCGGCUGCCAGAUCCACUUCACGGUAGCCAUUGACUUCACAGCCUCCAACGGGGACCCCCGAAACAGCUGCUCCCUGCACUACAUCAACCCUUACCAACCCAACGAAUACCUGAAGGCCCUGGUGGCCGUGGGGGAGAUUUGCCAAGACUACGACAGUGACAAGAAAUUCUCUGCCUUGGGCUUUGGAGCAAGGAUCCCCCCCAACUAUGAAGUCUCCCAUGAUUUUGCCAUUAACUUCAGUGCCGAGGACGAUGAGUGUGAAGGCAUCCAGGGGGUGGUGGAGUCGUAUCAGAGUUGCUUGCCCAAGAUCCAGCUCUACGGCCCAACCAACGUGGCUCCCAUCAUCACCAAAGUGGCCAAAGUGGCCGCAAAUGAAGAAAAGACCCAGGAAGCUUCGGCUUCGCCCACCGCUCUGGCCAAGUGUGUGCUGGCAGAGGUGCCCAAGCAGGUGGUGGAAUAUUACAGCUCCAAGGCCUUACCCCCCCGUGGCCCCCAAGGGAGCACCCCUGGCUCUGCUUUGAACUCACCGCAGUGACCCACCGGCCCACCUGCGUCCGUCUCCCCUCCUUGUGCUCGUUCUCCAGAAAUCAAGACCCCCCCGAGAGCUUCUCUGUCCCCCAUGCAGAGCAGGAUGCCUUCUGUGCCCCCCUGGCCGUUUGGGCACCGGGACAGCGAAGUUGUGCAAGAGGCCAGCAAGUCCAGGAAAGGCCCUGGGAUGAGGGAGGGCAGGUGGGCAGCAGAUGCUCCAAGCUGAGCAAUGCCAAAGGGGCAGCAGGAUGGC